Calliphora vicina (urban bluebottle blowfly) is the source of this 1958-nucleotide messenger RNA. It is a transcript of the gene AsnRS, whose product is annotated as asparagine--tRNA ligase. Bases 124 to 1800 code for a protein of 558 amino acids. NCBI's taxonomy places the organism in Eukaryota, Metazoa, Arthropoda, Insecta, Diptera, Calliphoridae. The record is from RefSeq and is a predicted model, not a curated record. Gene Ontology annotation, molecular function: asparagine-tRNA ligase activity; ATP binding; nucleic acid binding. The transcript has 5 exons. Gene Ontology annotation, biological process: asparaginyl-tRNA aminoacylation. Gene Ontology annotation, cellular component: cytoplasm.
CUUUUUAUAUUACAACGUGCAUCGUAUUUUCAAGAAUCUGAUGCAAUAUUAAUUGCAAUUUUGCAAGAAUAAUUCUAUAUAAGUAAAUAAGUUUCACUUUUUUGAGAAAAACUUUAUAAGAAAAUGCCGGCUGAGGAAAUGGCCAACUUAUCGUUGGGAGCUAUAUAUACUUCCGAAAAGACAGGCUGCGACGAAAGUGGUGAUGGUUCCGAACAGAAGCCAUACAAAACCAUUUUGCAAGCAAUGAGACAUGCUGGCAAGGAACCUUUUCCUGUAAUUUAUGUCGACAGCAAAGAUCCCGAAGCAACUGAAAAAUACGAAGCAGCUGCCAGGUCUCAACUGAAGAAAAUUCAAAAGCUUUGGAUGCGUGAAGGUUUUAAAAACGCCGAUAAAGAGAAACGUGAAGCUGGAGAUGCUGAAAAACGUAAACAAAAUUUGGAUGAAGCCAAAAAGAUUGUCAUCUCUGAAGAUCCAAGUUGGCCGGCGGCCGAAAAAAUACGCAUCUUUGAGGGUGCUGAAAACCGUGAGAAACGUGUAAAAAUCUUUGGUUGGGUGCAUCGUAUGAGACGCCAAGGCAAAGGUUUAAUUUUCAUAACAUUGCGUGAUGGAACCGGAUUUUUGCAAUGUGUGUUGCACGAUCGUUUGUGUCAAACCUAUGAUGCUUUGACACUAUCUACCGAGAGUUCAGUGCAAUUGUUUGGUACUUUAAAACCUGUACCAGAGGGCAAAUCGGCUCCAGGUGGCCAUGAAAUGCAUGUAGAUUAUUGGGAAUUGAUAGGAUUGGCUCCCGCCGGCGGUGCAGAAAGUAUCCUAAACGAAGAGGCUCAUCCAGAUGUUCAACUGGAUAAUCGUCAUAUUAUGAUUAGAGGUGAAAACACUUCGAAAAUUUUGAAAAUGCGUUCCGUUGUAAUGCAGGCUUUCCGUAGCCAUUACUUUGAUCGUGGAUACUGUGAGGUAACCCCUCCCACUUUGGUACAAACUCAAGUAGAAGGUGGUUCGACUCUUUUCAAAUUACAAUAUUUCAGUGAAGAGGCCUAUCUCACUCAAAGUUCUCAAUUGUAUUUGGAAACUUGUUUGCCAGCAUUGGGCGAUGUCUUCUGUAUUGCCCAAAGUUAUCGUGCCGAACAGAGUCGUACUAGACGUCAUUUGGCUGAAUAUACACACGUUGAAGCAGAAUGCCCCUUCAUUAGUUUUGACGAUUUAUUAGAUCGUUUGGAGGAUCUUGUAUGCGAUGUUGUUGAUCGCGUUUUGAAAUCUCCCUGGGGUCAUUUAGUUCAUGAAUUGAAUCCCGAAUUUAAGGCACCCACAAAACCAUUUAAACGUAUGAACUAUGCUGACGCUAUUAAGUGGUUGAAGGAAAACAAUGUUACCAAGGAUGACGGUACAUUCUACGAAUUCGGUGAAGAUAUACCAGAGGCUCCUGAACGUAAAAUGACUGAUGCCAUUAAUGAACCCAUUAUGUUGUGUCGUUUCCCUAAGAAUAUCAAAUCUUUCUAUAUGUCUACUUGCCCUGAGGAUAGUCAACUUACCGAAAGUGUUGAUGUUUUGCUGCCAAAUGUUGGUGAAAUUGUGGGCGGAUCCAUGAGGAUCUACGAUAAUGAGGAGUUACUUAAGGGCUAUGAACGCGAAGGUAUUGAUCCUAAACCCUACUAUUGGUAUACCGAUCAACGUAUAUAUGGUGCUCAGCCCCAUGGUGGUUAUGGUUUGGGCUUGGAACGUUUGCUCUGUUGGUUGCUUAACCGUUAUCAUAUCCGUGAGGUAUGUUUGUAUCCACGUUUCUUGGACAGAUGCAAACCUUAAGCAGUUAACUAAAACUUGAGGGAUAUUAUUUUAAAUAAUGAAGGAAAGCAUUUUGAAUGUACUGCAUAAAAAACAUAAUAUUUAUUUGUUGUAAUGAACAAAAAUAAUAGAUUAUUCUUACUCCAAUAAAGCAUAUAGCCGGCUUAAAUUACACAUAA